GGCGGAGGUCAAUGGCGGGGCCAGCCGGCCUGGCGGAAGCCAUCGUUCCAACAUGGCGGCCGAGGCGGACGGGCUGUUCAAACGGGUGCUGGUGCCGAUUCUUUUACCUGAGAAAUGCUACGACCAACUUUUCGUCCAAUGGGACUUGCUUCAUGUUCCCUGCCUCAAGAUUCUCCUCAGCAAAGGCCUUGGGCUGGGCAUCGUGGCCGGGUCACUUCUAGUAAAGCUGCCCCAGAUACUUAAAAUCCUGGGAGCCAAGAGUGCAGAGGGACUGAGUCUCCAGUCAGUGAUGCUGGAGCUAGUGGCGUUGACGGGAACUGUCGUCUACAGCAUCACCAACAACUUCCCCUUCAGUUGCUGCAGGCAGCCACCAACUACCACAACGGGCACACAGGCCAGCUCUCGGCCAUCACAGUGUUCAUGCUGUUUGGGGGCUCCUUGGCCCGAAUCUUCACUUCGGUUCAGGAAACUGGAGACCCCCUCAUGGCUGGCAUCUUUGUGGUCUCCUCCCUCUGCAAUGGUCUCAUUGCUGCCCAGGUCCUCUUCUACUGGAAUGCAAAGCCUCCCCCCAGACAGAAAAAGGAGCAAUAGUGUGGAGCCAGCAUCCAGAAUCAUUCCAUUUCCAUCAUCCACUCAACUUCUCCUCCUCCAUUCCUCUAAGGGCCCCUCUGGAGCCAGGGUGUGUGAACACUCAUUUCACCUGGGCUGAGCCUCCGGCCUUGAAGCCGCUGUUUUCUUACUGGAGCGGAAGCUUGCCUUGUCCACUCACCUUCUGGACGGAGGAGAGCCUGGACAAAUGUGGUUGUGAGCUUGUGGCUGCUUCCCUUUGCCACCUGGCUGGGACAAUCUAUUGGACCCCGGUCUGGAGGUGGGGGGCGGGGAAUGACUCAGAUAAGGGCCUCAGGGUGGGGUGGGGAGGUUCCUGCUGUGGCAGGUCCAGACGGAAGGGUGUGGAGAGGCAGGGUUUGCUGUAGUGGUGAGCGUACAGAUGGGACAAUAAAAGACUCGGAGACGUGC
Peromyscus californicus insignis is the source of this 1017-nucleotide messenger RNA. It is a transcript of the gene Mpdu1, whose product is annotated as mannose-P-dolichol utilization defect 1. Gene Ontology annotation, biological process: oligosaccharide biosynthetic process. The record is from RefSeq and is a predicted model, not a curated record. The coding region runs from base 53 to 709 and encodes 218 amino acids. Lineage: Eukaryota; Metazoa; Chordata; Mammalia; Rodentia; Cricetidae. The transcript is spliced from 5 exons.